Andrographis paniculata is the source of this 3255-nucleotide messenger RNA. Its product is annotated as auxin response factor 2A-like. The record is from RefSeq and is a predicted model, not a curated record. NCBI's taxonomy places the organism in Eukaryota, Viridiplantae, Streptophyta, Magnoliopsida, Lamiales, Acanthaceae. Gene Ontology annotation, biological process: response to hormone; regulation of DNA-templated transcription. The coding region runs from base 372 to 2837 and encodes 821 amino acids. The transcript has 15 exons. Gene Ontology annotation, cellular component: nucleus. Gene Ontology annotation, molecular function: DNA binding; protein binding.
UCUCCAUUUCCAUUUCUCUUUCCCAAACCCUUUUUUUUUUCUCUCUCUCUCUCUCUCUCUCUCCUCUGCUGCCGAUACUGCUCCCCAUCUCAUUGCCCCUUCAGUUUCCUCCGCUUCCAGAUAAUUCUUAUCCUUCCUGCUCGCUCACGCACCAAAUCUCCGUCACGGGACCGCUCCGCCGAGGAAGAAAAUCUCCCAAUUAAGUCCAUACCUAGGUUUUUUUAUUUCGAUUUAUUCGAAGAAAAAAGCAAUUCUCCGAUUGAGCAGCUUCUGGUAAUUUUUGUACCUGGGUUUUGGGGGUUUGUUGAUUUUCCAGUUCUUUGUGGGGUUGGGAGAUGAGAGAUCUGAGCUGGGGUUGAGUGUUCGAAGAAAUGUCUGCUUCCGAGGUUUCGAUCAAGGGUUACAAUGAUGCCAACGACUGCAAUUCCGCAACGGAAAAGGCGAAUUCCGCCUCGGGGACAGUCGACGCCGGGACGGCGCUCUACACCGAGCUAUGGAAGGCCUGCGCUGGUCCGUUGGUGACGGUGCCUCGCGAAAACGAACUCGUUUUCUAUUUCCCUCAGGGUCAUAUAGAACAGGUGGAGGCGUCUACCAACCAAAGUUCGGACCAACAAAUGCCUCUGUAUAAUCUUCCUCCCAAGAUUCUUUGCAGAGUGGUGUAUGUCAAUUUGAAGGCCGAGCCCGACACGGAUGAGGUCUAUGCGCAGAUUACUUUGAUGCCUGAACCUAAACAAGACGAGAACGCAGUGAAGAAGGAGCCUCUUCCGGUGACGCCACCUCGAUUUCAUGUCCAUUCUUUUUGUAAGACUCUUACUGCAUCGGACACUAGCACUCAUGGUGGUUUCUCUGUGCUGAGACGCCAUGCCGAUGAAUGUCUGCCCCCACUGGAUAUGUCGAAGCAACCUCCCACUCAGGAGCUAGUGGCCAAAGAUUUACAUGGGAACGAGUGGCGAUUCAGACACAUAUUUCGUGGUCAACCGCGGCGACACCUCCUUCAGAGUGGUUGGAGUGUCUUUGUUAGUUCUAAGAGGCUCGUUGCCGGAGAUGCCUUUAUUUUCUUAAGAGGGGAGAACGGGGAGUUGCGCGUCGGCGUUAGGCGAGCCAUGAGGCAACAGAGCAAUGCUCCGUCGUCGGUCAUAUCUAGCCACAGCAUGCAUCUCGGUGUUCUGGCGACGGCGUGGCAUGCCAUUCAGACGAAAACCAUGUUCACAGUAUAUUACAAGCCUAGAACGAGCCCUUCCGAGUUCAUUGUCCCUUACGAUCAAUACAUGGAGUCUGUUAAAAACAAUUAUUCGAUUGGAAUGCGAUUUAAAAUGAGAUUUGAAGGCGAAGAAGCUCCAGAGCAGAGGUUUACUGGUACCAUUGUGGGUAUUGAAGAUGCCGAUCCAAAAAGGUGGACUGAUUCAAAAUGGAGAUGCCUUAAGGUGCGAUGGGACGAAACUUCUGCAAUUCCUCGACCCGAGAGAGUUUCUCCGUGGAAAAUCGAGCCGGCAGUUUCUCCAGCAGCCCUGAAUCCUAUUCCAGUAGCCCGACAAAAGAGGCCUCGAUCAAAUGUCCUUCCCUCAUCCUCUGAAUCAUCUGUCCUAACUAGGGAAGGUCCAUCUCGGAUUGUUGUAGACCCUUCACUACCCAGUGGGUUUCCGAGGGUCUUGCAAGGUCAAGAAACACAGACCUUGAGAGCUACUUUCGGGGAGAACGAAUCAGAGUCAUCCGAGAAGGCUGAUGCUACUGCUGCUUCAAGAAGACACGGGUCCGAAAGAUGGUUGCCGAUUGGAAGGCCGGAGCAAUCUUUCACAGAUCUGUUGUCGGGUUUCGGGUCGCAUCGCGAUUUGGGUAAACCUAUCGGCGAUAAUUCAGCUUCCAAGAGACAGCUGCAAGCAAACGACGUAAAAUAUAACAGCUUAAAUGGCAGCCCGUGGUCGUCGGUACUGUGCUCCGGCCUCUCGCUUAACCUGAUGGAUUCCGGCAUGAGUUCUCACGGGCAAGGAACCGAUGCUUGCCGUGUCGGCGGCGAUGCAGGCUACAGCGCCUUUCGGGAGUUUUCGUUGGUUCCGUAUGCUAGAGGAGACAAUCAGCAGCAAACAAAUUGGUUGAUGCCGCCUCCUGUGUCGCCGUACGCUCAAGUUACGCCGCAGUCUCGAGAAGUGUUGCCGUCGAAGCCCGUGUUUGCGCAACCGCAAGAUGCUGCGAAAUCGAAAGAUGGAAAUUGCAAGCUUUUCGGUAUUCCCCUUAGAAAUAAUUCGGCGUCAUUCGAGCCGGCCUUGUCGAACAAAACUGUAGCAGCGGCCGAGCCAACGUGCCAAUUGCCGAUUGUGGAGUCUGACGACAAAUCCGAACAAUCGAAGGGUUCGAAAGGGAAUAAUCCCGUUGCACCUCGGGAGCAGGAGAAGCUGUUUAAUAGUAACUUUUCUCCGGUAUCUAGAGACAAAGAAACGAAAGUCCAUUCUUCUUCGACGAGGAGCUGCACCAAGGUUCAUAAGCAGGGGUCUGCCCUGGGUCGGUCUGUGGACCUAUCAAAGUUCAACAACUACGACGAACUGAUUGCUGAGCUGGACAAUCUCUUCGAAUUCAACGGCGAACUCAAGGCGCGGAGCAAGAAUUGGCUUGUUGUGUAUACGGACGACGAGGACGAUAUGAUGCUCGUUGGAGAUGAUCCGUGGGAGGAAUUUGUCUGCAUGGUGCGCAAGAUUUUGAUCUUGACGAAGGAAGAAGCCCAGCGGAUGAAUCCGGGCAGCUUCAACUCGAAAGGCGAAGACACCUCGUCUGUUGCAGAAAGCCUCGACACUAAAGAAGUGAAGAAUUUGCCGACAACGUCGUCCAGCCCAGACGAUGUCUAACCUCUUACUGGCGAGGAUUGGACCCGACCGGACUGUAGUAAGUACAACAUCCAUCAAUGGGGACGACGUUAAAUAAGAGGUAUGUGUAGAAAGGCAGGCCCGUGAAGUUGUUGACACCGACUAUUCUAUAUGUAGAUGCAGUUUUAGUAUAGAAUCUCGAUGCCCUGUCCGACUUGACUGGACUUGCGUUGCCGUGUUUGUCGAUGAUGGAUACAUCUCUGUGUCUUUCUUUUUAUAUUGAGAUAUGAUAUGAAUGAAUUGUUUGUAAAUAGGUCCUUCAGUCCUAUACAGUUGAGUAAUGGUGUUUUGGUGUAGUGAUUAUAUAUUUGAAUUGUCUUGUAGUAUUGCACAAGAUUGCUAUUUGGAGAUUUGUUAAAAUGGUUGAUUGGGAGAUUUAAAUAUAUAUAUUUAUCAAGUA